This is a messenger RNA of Dimorphilus gyrociliatus, 1148 nucleotides long. The record is from the annotation of a GenBank genome assembly. NCBI's taxonomy places the organism in Eukaryota, Metazoa, Annelida, Polychaeta, Dinophilidae.
ACUUCCACAUCCGGUUUCCUACGGAGCUGAUGUUGAGUUGGAACUUUAUGAAAAUUUUUAUUUUUUAUUUCGAAUAGCUUUCAUUAUAUAAAAUGAAUUCUCAAACUAUUGGAUUAACAGAUGGGACUGAAGAUGUUGCGUUAAAUUUUGGAGAGGAAGAUGAAAUAGCAGAAGCUAAAAAAAGAAAAAUUCAACAUCCUUUGGCAUUAGUUUUUCACUUGACAUUUAGAGUUUUGGCUCUGCUUACAUAUUUAUUUUGUGGUCUUUUUAGCAAUUCUUUCAUAGUUAGUUUUGUAUCAAUAGUUGUUCUGCUUUCCAUGGAUUUCUGGACUGUAAAAAAUAUUACAGGAAGAUUGUUGGUGGGACUAAGAUGGUGGAAUCAUGUUGACGACGAUGGAAAGAGCCAUUGGAUAUUUGAAUCUCGGAAGGGGUCUUCUGCCAAAAAACUUUCUGCAAUCGAAAGUCAAAUAUUUUGGCUUGGUAUUGUAGGUUGUGAAAUUAUUUGGGUGCUCUUAUUUAUAGGGACUCUAUUUACCUUGAAGUUCAAAUGGCUGAUGGUUGUUUGUGUUGGUAUUGGGUUGAACGGGGCUAAUUUAUACGGAUAUGUGAGAUGUAAAAUAGGUUCCAAAAAGCCCCUAUCUUCUGUAGCAUCGUCUUUCCUUGGUCAACAAGUGUUUCGAUCAUCGCAAGAAACUGAUGAGUUCUUCGACGGCAAAAAAGAUGAGACUCGCCUAUUGUUAGAAAUUCCACUAUUAGGUGAUGAAAAUGUUAAGGGGAUAGAUAUGUUGGUGUUCUUCGAGUACAAGCUUUAUACCUAUCAAAGAUUGACCAUGGAAUGUAUGGCUCACGUUAGUCGUUUCUCGCCGUUUACUGGAAGUGAGCUAACAACUGUUGGUGACCUAAAAUUUAAACAGCGAUUUCCUAUAGGCUAUAAAGGAACUAAUAAUGUUUACAACAAAUCUAUCAUAAACAGUACAAGUCUUCUAUCAGAAUCGUAUGAUUUAUCCACCAUUUUCGCAAAUUACGCAAAGAGAAAUUUCUCAACAACAUUUAGUGAUGAGUAUGCAGUCUGGAAGAAAGGUAAACCCAUAAAUGAUCGUUUUGUUGUUGAUGCUACAAUUAAAUAUCCAGAGGAGACCAUUUUGUAA